AUGAAUUAUCCACACAAUACAGAUAAUAACGAUAUUAUUUUACUUUUAAUUGAUUGUAUAAGUUAUAAAGAUAUUUCAAGACAAUCUAUUGAUAGAAUUAAACAAUUUGUAGAGAAUGAAAAUGAUUUUAAAAAAUUAGUUAACAACUUAAAUAUUGGUUUAGAUUAUAUAUCACAACAACAACAACCAACAGCAACAACAAUAAUAACAAAUAAUGGGGAUUUUAAAUCACAAUUAUAUUCAAUAAUGUCUGAUAUAUUUCAAACAGUUUAUAUAAAAAAUAAAGAUAUUAUUGAAUUCAAUAACUUUAUUUCAAUUUGUUUUACUCCAUCAUUAUUAACUUCAUUAUUAACUCCAAUUAUUAGUCAUAAUAUAACAUCAUUUUUACAAAUUUUUAAAAUUAUUUUAAAUUGUAAAAUUAAACAUUUAAAUGUAUUCACUGUUGAAAAUAUAAAUGAUAUUCAAUAUUUUUAUAGAUCAUUAAAAAAUAUAGCUACAAGAUAUCCAAAAAUUAUAAAUAGAAAUUCAAACAUUUUAAAUGAAGAAUUAUUAACAAAACCUAUAUCAAUGUUAUUAGUAAAGAUAAUUAUUGAUGAUUUAUCAACAUUACCAAUUACAAUGGAACCAAAACAAUAUGAUGAAAUUGUAUAUCAAUAUACAAAAACUAUUCAAUUAUUUUGGAAUAGUAAUCAAUUAAGUUCUAUUCAAGUUUCAAUGGAACAUAUGUUUAAAAAAUUAAUGAUGUCAUCAUCAUCAUCAUCAUCAUCAUCAUCGAAUAGUAGUAGUAGCAGCAGUAAUAAUGAAAUUAUAACACCAAGUAUUUCAAACGUUUUAAAUCAAUCACCAAUUGAAUUAAUACCAUUGUUUAUUAAUAUUAUUGAUAAUGGAUCAGUUAGUGAUAUUGAUUUAUUGGAAACAAUUACAAAGUUAACUCAAUGGCCAUUAACACCAACCAAUUCUAAAUGGAUAUUAGAAACAUUUAAUUCAUUAAUAAGAUCAAAAAAAACAACAUUAUUAGCAUCAAUAGUUGUUGAAUCUGCUCUAUCAGUCAUUAAACAAAUGUUUGUACUUCCAUUAUUAUCUUCAUCAUUUGAAAUACUACAAAAGAUGUUACUAGGUUAUCAACAUUCACCAGACACUUUUCAUUCAAUCAUUGAUUUAUUUCCAAUUGUUAUUGAAUUAUUAUUAAUGUUUCAUAAUAAAAUCAAUGCUAUUCAACAUCAACCUAAUGGCGUUGAUGAUGGUGAUGGUGAUGAUGCAAUUAAAAGAAUUGAAUUUAUUAAUCAAAAUACACAACAAACAGUUUAUAAAUUAAUUAAUGAAUGUAAUAAAAAUAGAAAAGAGUUAUUGUUAAUAUCAAUAAAGAAUACAUCUCAACCAUCUAAAUAUAGAAAUACCAUUUUGAUAACAUUGAUUAAAUUUUGUCAAUUAUCAUAUACAUUAAUGUUUCAUCAUACUGGUUAUCCUGAACUUUAUGCACCACUAUUGGAAUCAUUAAAUAAAUGUAACCAUUUAUUACCUUCAAUUCCAUCAGAAUUUCAAAUGAAACGAUUACUUCAAGAUAACGAAUGGCAAUCACUAGAUUCAAUGGUUUUUGAAAAUAUAAAAUUAAAUAGAGUUUUAACUGAUCGUUCAGGUUUAAUUAAUCUUGGUAAUACUUGUUAUAUGAAUUCUUUCUUACAAUCACUUUAUAUGACAAUACCAUUUAGAAAUUAUUUAUUAUUUAAAAUUGAUCAAAAUUUAAUUAAAUUUAUAAAUAAUAAUAAUAAUAAUAAUAAUAAUAAUACCAAUAAUAAUGAUAAUAAUAAUGAUGAAGAAAUUUUUAAAAUUUAUUCAAAAGAAAUUUUAAAAAGACCACAACUUUUAAAACAAAUUCAAUUAUUAUUUGGUAAUUUAAGAUUAUCUAUAAAAGAAUCGAUUUCACCAAACUUAUUCCUUCAAUCAUUACCAAUUGAAUUUCAAACUGGUCAACAACAUGAUUCUUUUGAAUUUGGUAAAUCAUUAUUAGAUCAUUUAGAUUUAAUUUUUAAACAACAAAUAAAAAAUGAACAACAACAGCAGCAGCAGCAGCAACAGCAACAACAAUUAAAUUUAAAAAAUUCAAAUAAUGCUAGCAAUUCAACAAAUAUAGUUACAGAGAUAUCUAAUCAAUUUGGUGGUAAAUUAUCACAAAUAACAACAUGUAGAAAAUGUAGUAGUGAAUCAAUUAAAGUUGAAGAGUUUUUAGAAUUAUCAUUACCAUUUCAUGAUCAUCGUAAACAACAAUAUCAAUUGGAAGAGAUGAUCAAUGGUUACCUUUCAAAUGAGGAAUUAAUCGGUGAUAAUAGAUAUCAUUGUUCAAAGUGUAACUCUUUACAAGAUGCUGAUAAAAUAAUUGAAAUUAAUGAAACUCCUAAUCAUUUAAUCAUUGGUUUAAAUAGAUUUCAUUUUUCAAGAGAAACUAAAUCAAUUGAAAAACUUUUAAAUCAUGUUGAUUAUCCUUUAAAUUUAAAUUUACCUUUUAUUCAAAAUCAUCAAAAAGAUCGAAAUAAUGAUGAAAUUAAAAAUGAAAAUGAAAAUGAAAUUAAAAAUGAAAAUGAAAAUGAAAAUGAAAAAGAAGAUUUUAAAAAGAUUAAAAUUAAUGAAAAUGAUGAUGAUGAUGAUGAUGAUGAUGGUGAUGAAAAUAGUAAAGAAAAAAAGAAGAAAUCAAUAAUAAAAUUAUCAAAUUAUUCAUUAUAUUCAGUAAUCAUUCAUAGUGGUAGAUCACCAACUCAUGGUCAUUAUUAUAAUUAUAGUUGUACUAGUAGUAAUAAUAGUAAUGGUAAACCAGUGGAUUGGUGUCUCUUUAAUGAUUCAAUGGUAAAGAUAACUGAUGUUCAAACUUUUAAAAAUAUUAACAAACAAUUCUAUACCGAUGUGCCCUAUAUUUUAUUUUAUGUUAAAAAUCCAUCAUUACCAUCAUCACCUAUUGAUAAUACUAUUGAUACUACUAAUAAUGAUGAUGUAUCUCCAUGGAUAAAACAAUCAAUUAUUAAAGAGAAUCAAAAUUUAUUAAGUAAAUUUAAUAAUACUAAAAAUAAGAAUUCUAAUAUUCUGGAACAAUUUCAUACUUCUGGAUAUUUUAAAAAAAAAUAA
Molecule: messenger RNA, 3114 nt
Organism: Dictyostelium discoideum AX4
Lineage: Eukaryota; Evosea; Eumycetozoa; Dictyosteliales; Dictyosteliaceae
Product: peptidase C19 family protein
Exons: 3
Coding region: 1-3114 (1037 amino acids)
Biological process (GO): ubiquitin-dependent protein catabolic process; protein deubiquitination
Molecular function (GO): cysteine-type deubiquitinase activity
Source: RefSeq, a predicted model, not a curated record